Molecule: messenger RNA, 2932 nt
Organism: Lathyrus oleraceus (garden pea)
Lineage: Eukaryota; Viridiplantae; Streptophyta; Magnoliopsida; Fabales; Fabaceae
Exons: 5
Coding region: 234-2801 (855 amino acids)
Source: RefSeq, a predicted model, not a curated record
UAUAUGCUUACACGCACCGAAUAGUGAGUGAAUGAGUGAGCCUAUAACUUGGACUUCAAUCUUCCUCAGUUUAGUUUCCAACAUUGAGAGAGAUACUCAAAUGUAUUGCUUCAUGACACAUGACAGACCUCACCCCUCACCCAACUCUGAUGCUACCCUCUCAACCAUUUCUCUCCAAGAAAUAGCCUCACCCCCGCCACCACAUUACCAUCAACUUUUUCUCACACCACAACAUGGCUAAGAGAUCAGAUUUUGCCCAGAAGCUUCUCGAUGAUCUGCGCCUAAGGAAAGAACGAAUCACUGCUACUUCUUCACAUUCUAACAACCAUUUACCUAUAGAUGCAUAUGCUUACACCAAGCAAACCUACAGAGGGUCCACAAACACAAGAGCAAAUGAAAUUGUUGGUUCCAGAUGUGGGGAGAUGCUGAAUAGGUCUAGCAGAGGGCAGAAAUCAUUAAAGAGUGGAGGAGACUUGUCAAAUCAGAUUAUUCCAUACGGGAAAGCCUAUCAGAAUAAUGGAGGGAAACCAAGGAGGGCCGAUUUGUCUUUCACCAAUUCAAUUUUGGGUUUCCUUCACCAAAUUCAAAGGGGAACAAUGGAUAGAGGAAGCAACUUGGAAAGACAACUAGCUCCAACUAACCGCACCCUCUCUCUUGUGCAGAUAAAUGAGAUAUCCAAAGGCGCACAAAAACUAAACCACAUAUUGAGAGCUUGUUGCUCCACUGGCGUUAACAUGGAUACAUAUUCAUUACAUUUUGCAAAGGAACUAUUAAAAGGAGCUAUUGAUUUGGAGGAGUCACUUGGGAUGCUAGUAGACCUGCAGAAAAAUUCAGAGUUUAUGACCACCUCUCAAGCGCAGAACAAAAAUCGAAUCACGCUAUUAGAAGAAGAGGAGGAAGAGGAUAAUGAAGAGGAUCAGAGAGGGAGGAUGGAGAAAAUGCAACUGGCACGUCCAACUUUCUCAUUUGACAACCAGAUGCAGAGAGCAAUUACCAUCAGCAACUCUAAGGAAGCCAGAAAGAUAAAAGUUUCUCAGCAGAAGCGAUUAUCAACUAACACGGUUGGAGCUGCUGAUAUAUCAAACCAGACGGCAGACAAGGGAAGGAUUCCAAACGUAAUAGCCAAACUAAUGGGGCUGGACAACCUUCCUGAGAAAAAAGAUUCAGGUAAUAGUAAUAUUGCAUCAUCCAAGCACUCUGCCAAAGGAAGCAGCAGCACUAAACUGAAGACCAAACAAACGGACAAGUUGAUCAAAGACCAAAAAGUGGCGGUUGGAUCCUUCAAAAAUCAAAAGGCUUCCUAUUAUUCCGAGUCUGAGGUGGUUGGAGUAAAACCAUUGAAGGGCUUUGACAAGGCCAGCAUCAUCAACGGUUCUCCUCGUCAUGUUGAGGUGAUGACGGGAAUGAAACAGGAUCUUCAAAAUAACAGUGGCAUGGUGAAGGGAAGAAGCACCAAUCGCAAUGAUCCGGUUCAAAAUCUAAAUAAUAUGCACGAAAGAAGACCACAAGUUAAACCUGCCAUUCAGGUUGCAAAAGAAGGACACACGAUUACGAACAAGCACAUGCAGAUGAGCAAUGAAAAAAAGUCUCGGGAUCAUCUUGUAGCUCAAAAGUCAAUACUCUCCAAAGGUGGAGGAAGUGAAAUGACACCCAACUAUUCAUUAAAACAAUCCGCCAAUAAUGUUCAGAAGAAGAAGCAUCAGUCACCCAUAAACCAACCCACACCUUUCAAGAAAUCAAGUGAUGAUCAUGAUCUAGUUGCAUCUAAUGAGAAAGUAAAAGAAGUUACUGAUAGGAAGAAGUCUUCCCCAAAAUAUCAAGAAUUAGAACGAGCUAAAGGGAGGCAAACACUCAAGGAUCAUAAAUUUGCAGCCAGCAAGAAAAUAAAGCCUGAAAAGAUGGAACAAAUGUUAAGUAGAAGAAAUGGACAAGAAGCUAGUGAUAGAGCAUCUGGCAAAUUCAAUGUCUUGAAUGGAGCGGAGCGAAAAAGGUUUAGCAUGUUCAUAGAACAUCAACUGCUUCCUCCUACUACCUUACACAAUUCUGGCAGUGGUAAAGAUUUCCAAGAACCAGCCAAUGAUUUGCAAUACCAAGUUGUGAAACCGGCUGCACUCAAUUUGCAAGAUCGAGCUGUUCCUGAGGCACCACAUGAGGGAUUCAAGACUAGUGAAGUUGCAUACCAUAAAAGUAAAACAAAUGGAGUCCGGGAAGACAAAAUGGGUGAUAAAAUACAAGAUCAAAAUAUAAGCAUCCAACAACCAUUAACAGAAAGUGAAAAUCGCCUCAAGUGGAUUUUGGUCAUGAGUCAAUUAUUCGUCAAUACUGCAGAAGCACUUUUCAGACUAAACAUUCCGUUUGGUAUUCUUCAAGGUGGUCGUCAAGACAGUCAAGACCAAAGUAGCAAACUGAUAUUAGAUUGUGGCUAUGAAGUGAUGAAAAGAAAGGGGAUUCGGCAAGAACUCAAAGUUCAUACUUGUUCAAACAUAUCAUCAAUCACAAGUACUGUUAACUUAGUAAGAUCCCUAGAUGACUUGGUAAGGAAGCUGAAUGAAGACAUGGAGAAGCUUAAAUUGUAUGGAAGGAAAAAAAGUAGCCAAGUAGAUGGUGAGGACUACCUGCCUAAGAUGCUUGAGCAUGAUGUCUAUGAUAAAUGUCCAGACAUAGACUGCAUGUGGGAUUUUGGUUGGAAUGAUGAAACAUUUGCAUUUAUCGAAAAAUAUGAUGUUAUAAGGGAAAUAGAAAAGCAUAUCCUUAGUGUACUUGUGGAUGAGAUCACCAAAGAUUAUUGCAUGUUAAAGUGACAACCAUACCAUACUAUGCGGGCAAGCUUUUCAUGUGAUCAUGUUAUUUUGAAUACAAUUAUGGUUGCUGUAAGUUUGUAAAUUGUAUCUGGUAAGGAUUUCAUAACAGAGAACUUUCAUUUAAGAUUUAA